Molecule: messenger RNA, 603 nt
Organism: Macrobrachium nipponense
Lineage: Eukaryota; Metazoa; Arthropoda; Malacostraca; Decapoda; Palaemonidae
Exons: 1
Coding region: 1-603 (200 amino acids)
Source: RefSeq, a predicted model, not a curated record
AUGGAUGUGGGUGCCAUUGGUUCAGAGUCUGACGGUGGUGUAUUUGCCCAGAGCCGCCUCUCUGAAUUGCUGGCGACACAGCAAGCAAACCUCCCCCAACCCGAGGCCCUAUCCCGUGCAACAAAUAGAAGUCCUUUACACUACUUCCUAGUGGGUGAUGAUGCCUUCCCCCUCCGGAACUAUCUUAUGAAGCCCUACCCCAGAUGGUGCCUGACCAAGGAGGAACGCAUAUACAACUACAGGAUAAGUAGGGCUCGCCGGACUGUGGAGAACGUCAACGCCUUCGGGAUUCUGGCCAACAGAUUCAGAGUAUUCCACAUGGCAAUCUGCCUCAGGCCUGACCGUGCAGAGGCAGUAGUGAUGGCCGCAUGUGUUCUACACAAUCGUAUAAUAAGGUGUAAUUCAUCUAGAACGCAAGGAGAUCAGGAGGCUCCUGUCACACAUGAGCUCAUACCUGGUUCCUGGAGGAAUGACCCGCCCCUAGGAGAUACCUUUGCAUCCAUGACUGGCAAUACUGCAACGAGGAUUGCCAAGGAGCAACGCAACAUCCUUAAAGACUACUUCGCAUCGCCUGAAGGAUCCGUUCAUGGCAAGAGAACAUGA